UUUUAUGUACCAGAGCUGACAGCGUCUGAUGGCCAAUGGACAACGGUGCUGCAGCUCCAUCACUCCCGCCGACGCCACAACACUGGCGAUGAGGUCCAGUGUUUCGGUGGGCACCGGUAAAGCAUAUGCUAGCUGCCGCUUUUUGGGCCCAGGACCACAGCCUGACAACAGGGGAAAGAAGGGAAAAGAAGAAAAGGAAACGCAGCCGUAGCAGAUCAUCAUCUGUGUCGUCUUCCUCCUCCUCCUCCUCCUCCUCUUCUUCUUCCUCUUCAUCAUCAUCGUCACACUCGUCUUCCUCCUCUUCCCACUCAUCCUCAUCUUCCAGCAGUGGCAGCAGCACCAAUAGCAGAGAUUUUCCGAAAUGUAAAUCUAAGAAAUUACCUAAAGAAAAACACAACAAGAAGAAGAGAAAAAAAGACAACAAGAUAAAGAAAAAGAAAGAAAAGAAAAAGAAAGAAGAGGAAGACAAACCUGUACAGAUAUCCAAGUUUCUGAAAGAAAAAAAGAAGAAUAAAAACUACAGUAUGAUCACAGGGAAGAAGAUAAAAAUGAAAGUAAAGAAAAGCAAAGAAGACAAAGAGAGAGAUAGAAAUCGCGCUCAACUGCUGGAAUUCCUAAACUCUUCCAUGUGACUAAACGUCCAAUGCGGCCAUUUCUUUUUUGAUGUCGUUUUAUUUCAAAGCAGCAUCUUGCCAGCGUUUGUAUGUAUGUAUGUAUAUAUUUUUUUGUGUUCACAAAAAGAGAGAAUAAGCAUGGUGCACUGUGUGUAUACUUAGGUUGUCUAUUUCCCACAUAAUUAGCUACUAAAUUUAGUUAAAUUCCUGUUAAUGAACAAUGGCAACAUCUUGUGACCAAAUAAGGCAUGUCUGGGAUGAGCGUGCAAAUUGUUCUUAGUGGGCUCUCCAGUAUGUCUAAUAAUUCAUAUAGGUUUCAUUAUAUCAGCAGGGUAGUAUCCAGUUUAAAACUACAAUUUAGUAUUUCUCUUAUUUUAUUUUUUAUAAUGUUCUUUUUACUUUGUAGUGUAUAAUAUGGACACACCGUUGUAAUGAUCCUGCUAAACCUAAAAUAUAAGGUAUUUGGGGGGGUUUUGUUUCCGAAUAAAUGCAUAUGUUUGCAUCAACGUUCUGUAAAGUACAGCGAUUGUACCAAUUAAAUGGAGGAUGACUUUUAAAGAUA
Messenger RNA from Pseudophryne corroboree (corroboree frog), 1176 nucleotides. Its product is annotated as protein AF-9-like. Bases 126 to 632 code for a protein of 168 amino acids. The transcript is spliced from 6 exons. The record is from RefSeq and is a predicted model, not a curated record. Lineage: Eukaryota; Metazoa; Chordata; Amphibia; Anura; Myobatrachidae.